GAGCACGCGACGCGAUCUGCGUAUCGCGUGUGCGCGCACUCUCAGCGAGCGUAGCGGAGUCGCGCGCGGUGCUUGCAGUAAGUCCCGAGCGCGCAGCCGCGAUCCCUCCGUCACCGCUAGUCCGGUGCUCGCUGCCUCCGUCUUACCGACUGCCUCCGUCUUACCGACUGCCAUGGGCCUAUCUCCUCGGGAUCCCUGCACCACCGCACACUAGACCCGUCCGCCAUGUUAUGCGCGAAGCCGCAGAAACGCCGCUGACCAACACUGGGCCGUAGUCCUGACCCCCUGGAGGAGACGCCACCGCCGCCGCCAUGGCCGAGCAGACCUAUUCGUGGGCGUAUUCCUUGGUGGAUUCCAGUCAAGUUUCCACGUUUCUUAUCUCAAUCCUCCUCAUAGUCUAUGGUAGCUUCAGGUCUCUUAAUAUGGACUUUGAAAAUCAAGACAAGGAGAAGGACAGUAGUAGUUCUCAAGGAGGAUUUAGUGGGAACAGCACUAAUAAUAACAGUCUGUUCUCUGCAGGUAUCCAGACUAUUGAUUCCACUCAGGCUUUAUUCCUUCCCAUUGGAGCCUCAGUGUCUCUCCUGGUUAUGUUCUUCUUCUUUGACUCUGUUCAGGUGGUGUUCACGAUUUGCACUGCAGUUCUUGCAACGAUAGCAUUUGCAUUUCUCUUGCUUCCUAUGUGCCAGUAUUUAACCAGACCCUGCUCCCCUCAGAAUAAGAUUUCUUUUGGAUGCUGUGGUCGUUUUACACUUGCAGAGCUGCUAUCCUUUUCCCUCUCUCUAAUGCUAGUUCUUAUCUGGGUGCUCACUGGCCAUUGGCUGCUCAUGGAUGCACUUGCCAUGGGACUCUGUGUAGCCAUGAUUGCCUUUGUGCGUCUACCUAGCCUGAAGGUAUCCUGUCUCCUGCUUUCAGGGCUGCUCAUAUAUGAUGUCUUCUGGGUCUUCUUUUCUGCCUAUAUAUUUAAUAGCAACGUUAUGGUGAAAGUGGCAACCCAGCCUGCUGACAAUCCUCUGGACGUUUUGUCUAGGAAGCUUCACCUUGGCCCGAAUGUUGGAAGAGAUGUACCUAGGCUGUCGCUGCCAGGGAAGUUAGUGUUCCCCAGUUCUACAGGCAGUCAUUUCUCCAUGCUCGGGAUAGGGGAUAUUGUAAUGCCGGGUCUGCUGCUGUGCUUCGUCCUACGUUAUGAUAAUUACAAAAAACAAGCGACCACUGAUCCCGCCAAUAUUUCUGGACGUAUGCAGAAGGUCUCCUACUUUCAUUGUACACUUAUUGGGUACUUUGUGGGACUGUUAACAGCGACAGUGGCCUCACGCAUUCACAGAGCUGCCCAGCCUGCUUUGCUGUAUUUGGUUCCCUUUACUUUAUUACCACUUCUCACUAUGGCCUACUUAAAGGGAGACCUUCGCCGAAUGUGGUCCGAACCAUUCCACGCCAAGGCCAGCAGCUCCCGCUUCCUUGAGGUAUGAUGGGAACAGAAGAAACUAGGCCAAACCUGACAGAAUUCUUCUUUGGCUUUCUGUUUUCUGGAUAAACUUGGUGUGUAACGGACACAGCUACAACUGAAGGACCUCAUAUGAACUGAUUUUGUGUAAAAUAAAAAACAUUUAGAGAGAGCUCCAUGUGAGAUCCCAAACAUUGGAACAUGAUCUCGGCAGUGAACUCAAUUCCAGUUGGAAUAGCAGAGUAUGGACUAAAUAUAAUCAACUUGGAGCCGGUGGGUUCAUUCAGAGUGUAAAUCUUGGAAUCUUUCAAGGUCUGGCCUGCUUGAAGCUCUGUAUACCAUGCGACUCUAAAGACUUUGGAGCUAAAGACUAUUACUGCUUCAGAAAACCUGCGGGACCAGACCCUAUGGGGAGAAUGCAGCACUCCUCCUUCUUGUUUUUUAGUUAAAUAUCUUCUGUGGUGUGAAGUGACUUUUUAGAUCUCAGCCAGUGUGUGAGUUACUCGCAGUAUAUACAUAGUCUGUCGUAUUUAAUUCCAUUUCACCCGUUUCAUGUUGCAGAGGGCAAGUCUGAGAUGAUAUAUAUUUUCUAUGGAUAGUUUAAAUAUUCACAGAAUAAUGCCAGAUCAGGUCAGGCCUGCUGUAUUCUGUCGCAUGUCCUGCACUUUCAUCUUUGGCUUUAUAGGACUAAUCCAUCCCAGCAAAGUGAAGCCACCGUUCCAAUCCAGUGUAUUGUGUGCUUGUUCUGACGUACUCAUGGGCUGUUUUAGUGACUGUAUUUGGUUCUGAUCAAUGUAGUGACCUUAGGGCAGAUGAAAUGUUCCCAAACCUUUUUGUUUUCGUUUGUGCGCAGCCUUUUUAGCGGUACCCUCGGACUCUUGCAUGUCAGAUUGCUGCGCUCAUCGCUCCCUCCAUCUUAAUAAUGUUACCUUCCUGUAAAUACAUAUUUUCUUUUUCUAUUUUUUUGUAUUAGUAUUUUCAUUUAUCUGCUGUAUUUCUGAACCUCUCGUGACCACCCCAUCUGUGGGGAAAAAAACUAAACAAAAACCUCCAAAUA
Molecule: messenger RNA, 2498 nt
Organism: Pseudophryne corroboree (corroboree frog)
Lineage: Eukaryota; Metazoa; Chordata; Amphibia; Anura; Myobatrachidae
Gene: SPPL3
Product: signal peptide peptidase like 3
Exons: 11
Coding region: 312-1466 (384 amino acids)
Biological process (GO): membrane protein proteolysis
Cellular component (GO): cytoplasmic side of endoplasmic reticulum membrane; lumenal side of endoplasmic reticulum membrane; Golgi-associated vesicle membrane
Molecular function (GO): aspartic endopeptidase activity, intramembrane cleaving
Source: RefSeq, a predicted model, not a curated record